Messenger RNA from Lingula anatina, 2195 nucleotides. RefSeq names its product TNF receptor-associated factor 2. Gene Ontology annotation, cellular component: cytoplasmic side of plasma membrane; plasma membrane signaling receptor complex. The record is from RefSeq and is a predicted model, not a curated record. Lineage: Eukaryota; Metazoa; Brachiopoda; Lingulata; Lingulida; Lingulidae. Gene Ontology annotation, molecular function: tumor necrosis factor receptor binding; metal ion binding. Gene Ontology annotation, biological process: regulation of canonical NF-kappaB signal transduction.
GAUGAAGAGAAAAGGAUGUAUUUCCGAAAAUUCCUUCUUGGUCGCGGUGAGUUGAGCCUCAAUGCCCUACCUGGGAGAGGGUCCCACAGGGAUGUUAGGCAGGAAUACAAUGAGGCCAUCCAAAAAGCCAGGAGAGUGGCGUUUCUUCUCCUUGCGGCGCCACACUCGGGGAUAGACGCGGAGAACAGACAGUGCGAAAUCCGCGACUUUCGUCAAAUCUAUCCGGGUGCCGAUAACCAAAACGAAAACGUGAUCAGAGAAGUGAUGGUGUACGAGGAAACCGAUCUUCUUCAUGAAGUCUCCUCAUUCAUCAGAGAGCACAGGAACGCGGGACGCAUCGUCAUCUUGUUUAUCGGCCACGGGUCAUCGGACGGUCAGAUUCCUCUGGCCGGUGGUCACUGCCCCCUGCAAGACUACGUUAACCGUGUCAGCACUGUGGCCAGCGAGCUUCGCCCUAGCGUCCCAAUCGACCUGAUUAACGCCCAGUGUUUCGCCCACUUGGUGCCCAGUGCCCAGUGCUCUCACGUGAAUGUCAUCCACCUGAGCAAUAUGUCCCAGCCUAUGACAAUCAGCUGGUAUGAACUCACUGAUGACCACACUUUACGCGGAUGGAACAUCCAACUUAGAGAAUUUGCACAGAGGGCCAGGCGUGAUCUGGACAGAAACAACAUGGCUAUUGCAGAACUAGGUGUGGGUCUAACGUCACAACGUUUUGGUCUGACGUCACCACAUGUAGCUGUGACAUCACAGAGUACUACGCCUGAAGGCCUCCCAAUUGGGGGGUUCCAACACGAGUUGUUCACUCGGCCUGAGGAAAUCAAAGAACACUUCAAAUGCCGAAGUUGCCAGCUGGUGCUGAGGGACGCAGUGCAGACGCCGUGUGGACACAGACACUGUGCAGGCUGUGUGGAGAGGAGCAGAUCUGGCGGCGGCCGUCUGUGUCCAGACUGUCCAGAGAUCGAUGAAAUGGAUGACCGCCAGAUAUACCCUGACAUGGCAGUUAGACGUGAAGUACAUCGUCUGCUGGUUGCCUGCCGCCAAACCGGAUGUGACUGGACCGGAGAUUUGAAGACCUACCAACAGAACCACGAGAGAUCAUGCCUUUCAAGGCGUGUCACAACUUCCGAAGACGACUCGUCAGAUGCCAUAUGCAAGCUCCAAACCGAAGCUGCCAUGUUGGCGCAGAUGGACGAAAUUCGACAGCGAGUCGAAGAUCUCCAGAAAGAAGUCGGCCACAAGCAACAAACUGGCGUAGAAGCAAUGACCAGGCGAGUUGGAGAGAUGGAGGUCGGACUGCAGGAAUGCCGUGUUCAAGUCCAACAGCUCGAAGAAAAGGUAGUUGAAAUCAACAGACGAGAGCCGUCGACGCCUGGAGAAUCGAGCACCGUACGUGUGGAACAAAUGAGGGACAAUCUGAAGACCUUGGAGCACAAACUUUCCACUUUGGAGGGGAUGGUGGCGGCAAUAGCCAGAGACAUUGAGAAGACGAGCGCGCUAUUGGAAUCGCAAGAAGCCACGCGCCGUGUUCAAGAAGAACGACUUAAGAGCAGUGAGGACAAAGUCAAGGCACUUGAGCGGGUCAUUGCCUUGAGGGACAUCUCAAUGGCAGAGCAAGACCUUCGGAUCCAAGCUCUUGAAUCAGCCAGCUACAACGGCGUUUUUCUAUGGAAGAUCACUGAGGUCUCGCGCAAACGCCAUGACGCCGUCAGCGGCCGCGUGAGCAGCCUCUAUUCUCCCGCAUUCUACACCAGCGCCCACGGCUACAAGAUGUGCUGUCGACUCUACCUGAACGGCGACGGGAUGGGGAAAGGAACGCACGUCAGCCUCUUCUUUGUGGUGAUGCGAGGGCACUACGACGCCCUCCUCCGCUGGCCAUUCAAGCAGAAAGUGACCUGUAUCUUGCUUGACCAGAACAACCUCAAUCACGUGAUCGAUGCGUUCAGACCGGACGCCAGCAGUUCCAGUUUUAAACGACCGACAUCAGAGAUGAACAUCGCCAGUGGGUUUCCUUCCUUCGUUCCACAGGCCCAGUUAGACAAGCCCGGGGCCGCUUAUAUCAAAGACGACUGCAUGUUUCUGAAAGUGAUUGUAGACUGCAGCGACCUCUAACUCUUGACGUUGUGUUGGGGUCAUUCCACAAAAGUGCGAUUUCAGUGUGACUCUAGUGGUCACUUCAGUAAUACCCCCUUUACACU